AUCGCGCAAACGUAAACAAGGAAGUAACUGAUUAAAUGUGAAUGAGUGAGACAAGCGCUCCGUUUUUUUUAAUCAAACCUUGCUGGUUUUUACCGUUUUUUUAUGCUUUACAUAUAUAUUCAUGUUCACAUUAAUUCCUGAUUAGUUAUUAUUCGUUUUAUUCCUCGAUUUUAACCAGAUUCAGGAACAAGACGCCCGGUUUAUGUGUUAUUUAUGACAUGUUACACUGGAGGCUUGGUUAUAAGUAAAUCUGCAAAGAUGCCAUCACCUGUGGAUGUUAUAGUGGUUGGAGCUGGCAACAGAGGAGAAAACUAUUCAGACUAUGCUUUGAUUUAUCCUGACCGUAUGCGGGUAGUUGGAAUUGCUGACCCAAGGGAUUUUGCUAGAAAGAAAAUUCAGGAGCAUCACAAAGUUGCCGAUGAAAACACGUAUGAUGAUUGGCGUUGUAUAGUGAAGAGAGAAAAGUUUGCAGAUGCUGUUUUGAUCUGCACUCCUGAUCGACUUCACAAGGACCCUGCUGUGGCUUUAGCUAAGAAAGGCUACAAUAUACUACUGGAGAAACCAAUGGCUGUUAAUGAAGACGACUGCUCAGAGAUUGUGGAGGCUUGCAUUCAAAGUAAAGUCAUGCUCACAGUGUGCCAUGUGCUCCGAUACGACCCUGUGAUUCACAAAAUAAAAGUGUUGAUUGACAGUGGAGUGGUUGGAGAUGUCAUCCACAUUCAACAUCUGGAACCGGUGGGAUUUUAUCAUUUUGCUCACUCCUUUGUCAGAGGGAACUGGAGGAAUGAGGCCGAAAGCUCUUUUGCUCUGUUAGCCAAAUCCUGCCAUGAUGUGGAUCUUAUUCAUCACUGGGCUGGUGGGCGAAGGUGCAUCAAGGUUUCAUCAUUUGGGUCCCUUAGCCACUUUAGAAAAGAGAGCAAGCCAGCAGGGGCUGCAAAUAGGUGUUUAGACUGUCCUGUAGAGGGUGAUUGUGCAUAUUCUGCAAAGAAAAUCUAUUUGGAUCGAGUGAAAAAAGGGAUUGUUGGCUGGCCAGUAUCAGUGAUUUGUUCCAACUCGGUUCCUGAUAUUGAAUCGGUGACUGAGGCCCUCAGAACCGGACCGUAUGGCCGCUGUGUAUACGAAUGUGAUAAUGAUGUUUGCUCAAAUCAGGUAGUAAACAUGGAAUUUGAAGGAGGCCUGACUGCGGCUUUAACCAUGGUGGCAUUUACAGAGGAGAUAUGUAAACGCAGAACAAGCAUUUAUGGUAGCAAGGGGGAACUGACCUAUGAUGGACAUGAGAUCAAAGUGUUUGACUUCCUCACUUCUAAGACCACGAAGCACACCGCAGACAUGACCGUUCCAGGUAACUUUGGCACAGGGGGUCACGGGUCUGCAGAUUAUCACCUGAUCAAUUCCUUCAUUUCAGCUCUGAUGCACAAGGACCCCACUAUGAUUAGAUCAGGACCUAAAGAGACAUUAGCAAGUCAUAAACUGGUGUUUGCAGCCGAACGUUCCCGUCUGGAGAGCAGAGUUGUGUUCUGUGAUGACCAGAGGAGCUGAUUGAGGACACUAAAUCUGCACUGUCAAGAUCAUUUUAGAUUAUUUUUAAUCACAUUCUUUUUGUUGCUAACAUUAUUUUUUUACAUCAGAUUUUUAGUGAUUUUAGAAAUGGACCAAAAGAAGUACAAUAACAGUAAGUCUUAAUUAUAUUAUGUAUGUUUAGUGUAACCUAAAAAAACUUGAAUGUAUUAAGUUGUAAAUAAUUAGUAUUUUAUUAAACCACUGAUAUCACUACUGUAGCCUAUAAGGGAAAAAACUAAAUAAUAUUUUAUAGUCAAUAGAGUCCUGCAAGAAUGACGUAUAUUACCUUGUUGGACAAAUUGUGUAACUGUCAUAAACUUGUGUUAAACACAGAGCUUAUUUUUUGCGAUAAUCCAAAAGUCUAUGGGGAAAAUAAAUAGGCUUUUUUGCAAGAGAACUAGUGUCCCAUUAACCUUCAGAUUGGCCUACAAAAUACGUAAUCCGUGUGGCACUCUAUUUAGUUUUAUCAUGACUUAUAAUCAGAGCUCUUUUAAUAUAAUUAAUAUUAUUUUAUUAUAUACUUAUUAGAUAAUCAUAACACUUUUUAUUGUUUAUUUAACAAUAAUAUUUUAUUUGGUGGCCGUCCAAAUUUAAAAAAUGUGAUUUACAAAUAAAAUGUACAAUUUAAUCUUUACAUUUUGUUACUCUUUGAUUGUUGUCUUUAAAUGGUAAAUAAUAAAGCAUAUUCAGAUCAUGCAAUAGACUGUGAAAUGACAUUGAUGUAGGUUGUCUGGGCAAUUCAUGCUAAUGUCAACCUUGUUAUGAAAAGUAAAGUUUUUACCCAAAGUUUUGAACCAUACUGAUAUCUCAGAUGUCUUUGAUCAAGUUUUAAAAGCAUUUUUUUCCAUAGUUAAAUGAGUGCAAAUUACAGAAUAAAUCAAAUUACAGAAUGUGUACACAAAUGUGUACAAUAAUUAAAAUAAAAUAAAUAUUAAAUGUUAAAGAGCCGUCCCUUCUCCAUGUGUUGGGUAUUAUUGCUUCUAGUUUGUGCCUUUGAAUUUACAGAAUUCUUACAAAGUAUGGUGUGUGCCAAAAACUCCUUUUCCUUUUUUGUCAUAUCCAUAUUGCAUGCAUGUUUCCCUCAUCUAAACUAGAAAAGUUGUAAAUUGACUAAUAUUUUUCUGUUGUCUAGUAAAAUAUAAAGCGAUGGUUCAAUAUA
Messenger RNA from Paramisgurnus dabryanus, 2719 nucleotides. RefSeq names its product putative oxidoreductase YteT. The record is from RefSeq and is a predicted model, not a curated record. Gene Ontology annotation, molecular function: nucleotide binding. Lineage: Eukaryota; Metazoa; Chordata; Actinopteri; Cypriniformes; Cobitidae.